AUGGAUGAGGCAAAACUAACCUCAGAAAGUGAUAAUACGGCUGGUAGACUUGGGGGAAUUGACCUUGACGGCGAUAGAACGAGUAACGAACAUAUUGUUAGUGGAGGAGAGCGAAUUUGCCGUGAGAGAAGACCUAACGUUCGUUUGAACUUGGAUGCUGUAAACGCAGAAAGACUGGUGAAGCUAAAAAGAUCUAGAAGUAGCCACCAAGGAUGUCUGACGGAGUUAUAUAAUAAGAUAAGAAUACUUUUACCAGAAACUAAGUAUGCUAGUGAAGUGAGAGAAUUGCGUGAUAUGGUUAAUCGUCACUGGGAACGCUAUUCCUUUGUUCAUGAUGAAAUAUUAGCAUGUGCUAUUGGAGAUACUUUAGCUGUUGAAAAUGCUCGCUUGGUAUUUGACGAACAGUCUCAAAAAAGAACCGAACCUUUAGAUAUAAUUAGUCGGUACUUAGAAGCAUGUACAGUCGAACAUACUCGAAAAGUAGAUAAAAGUCUCGAAGACGAUUAUGAAACGAGAAGCGAAGCUAGCAUCAAUGAAUCGAAUAAAUCAUUAAGAUCAAACCAUUCAAGCGUCAAAUCUAAUAUAAGCACGAGGUCUUUUGACGCGCGAUUGAAAAGACAGAAAGCCGAACUAGCCUUAGAUCAACUUCGCAAGCGGCAAAAUCUGAAAAAGGAAGUUGAACAACACAUGUUAGAGCUUUGGCAGAUCGUUGAAUUGCGAGACUUGGAAGACAACCUUGAACUUGCUAAGCUUGAAGAGCAGUUCGCUGUUGAAUAUGAGCAGAACACGUUUGACGAAUUAGAAUUUGAAUAUUGUCCUGCAUCGCCGCGUAAAGCGACCUAUAUAGACACAAAAGGGAAAUUCCCUGUUUUGAUACCACAUAGAAGUGAAGAAAAACCGGUAAAGCAUUCAAGCGCCCCUGUUUCUCUUCCUCAUGAAACUGACACAAUUAACCGACUAGUCGAAACCUUCGCCAGUUUGUCGAAUACGCCGCUUAUGGAAGUGACUAAAUUUGCUGGUGAUCCGAAAGAAUAUUGGAGAUUUGCCACCUGUUUUAAAGAUCAAGUUCUUUCACAGCCGAUCAGCGAAAGUAAAAAGCUUAGUCGCUUGAUGCAGUACUUAGACGGGAAGGCGAAAGAAGCCGUAGAAGAUUAUGAAGGUAUGGGUGAUGGCGCGCUGCAAGAAGCUUUAAAAGUUAUCGAGACUCACUUUGGGCAACCUUAUAUGAUUGUCGAUGCAUCCAUUGGGUCACUUGUCAAAGGUCCGAACAUAAACAGUGGAGAUGGAAAAGGCUUACAGAAAUUAGCCGACAAGUGUCAAUCUGUUUAUAAGACUCUGAAAGCUAUGAAGUGUCUUAGCGAAGUUAACACCGAUCAUAUGAGAAGAUUGGUCGCCCGUUUGCCAUACCAUUACCAAGCCAAGUGGAGAGAUCGUGCAAGUUCAAUACUGAAAUCUAGAAGUAAGCUCGCCAGUUUCCUCGACUUGGUGGAAUUCCUACAAGAAAGAGCAAGUUCCGAGAAUAAUCCAGUAUUUGGUAAUUUGAAAGACUUGAAUAAAACCGACGUCAUCCGAAAGAAAAGAUACUCUGACUCAAAUACAAAUGCUUCAAGAAUUUCAAGUUUUGCAACACAAUUUGCACCAAAACAGUCCGACCGUACAGUUGUCCAGACAACACCGGUAUGUCCCGUAUGUCAACAUGGUCACCGCUGUCAAUCGUGUCCAACGUUCCUGAAUAUGACAGUCGUUGAAAGACAAAAGGUCGUCCUAGAAUCUAGACUAUGUUUUCAAUGUUUGUCAUUUGGUCACUACAAGCGAACUUGCAGAUAUUCUAAAUGCGACGUUCACGGUUGUAAUCGAAGACAUCACAGACUUUUGCAUUUGAACAACCAAGAACCGAAGAAAGAACAAAUCAAUGUUGAUAAGUCGGAGCAUCGAAAAGUAAUUACGUGUGACGCUAAUGUUCAGACAAACGCAGCGAAUGUUGUUCCAGAUGUCUACAAGGGUGCAACCGCACUCCCAGUCAUGGCAGUUGUAGUUCGGGGACCAACUGGCCAAAGUAAGUCAACGUACGCCCUGUUAGAUCAAGCGAGCGAAGCCACCUUUAUACACAGUAACCUAGCCAAAGAUCUCGACCUAAAGGGGACUAAGAGUAUACUUUCCAUAAAAUCGUUAACUGGAUCCACUUCAAUCAACGCCGAAAAGGUAACAGUCACUGUUGAAGCCGUAGAUCAAACCCAUGAAGAUUCGAAGCUUCUAGUAAGAGACGUAAUAGUUACUGAUAACUUCGAUGUACACCUUAAAGUUGUGCCAAGAAAAGACAAUUUGCUGGGAUGGAAACAUUUGUCGGACGUAAACUUUCCUGAUGUCGAGUGUGGAGAAAUUCAAUUGCUAAUCGGGGCUGAUAAUCCAACAGUUUUUAUUACUGUGCAAGUCAGAGUUGGUGGAUCUGGUGAACCGUGGGCGUUCAAAUAUAAACUGGGCUGGGCGCUAAUGGGACCAACUAACCGUGAAAGAUCGAAUAAUGUUGAUGUUCAUCUUCUACAACGUUCAAACCCUGAUCCCGCAGAGUUGUGUCUGAGAGAGCAAGUUGACCGUUACUUUAAGGCAGAUGGCCUUGGUGUGGUGUCUGACACUCAAAAAUCUAUGUCCAUUGAAGAUAGAAAGGCACUAACGAUGAUGGAAGAAUCCGCAACUAUUGUUGAUAAUCACUACGAAGUAGGAAUGCUGUGGAACAGAAAUAAUCCUCAACUACCCAAUAACGGUACGUAG
Dendronephthya gigantea is the source of this 2769-nucleotide messenger RNA. RefSeq lists its product as uncharacterized. The record is from RefSeq and is a predicted model, not a curated record. Bases 1 to 2769 code for a protein of 922 amino acids. NCBI's taxonomy places the organism in Eukaryota, Metazoa, Cnidaria, Anthozoa, Malacalcyonacea, Nephtheidae. The transcript has a single exon.